GAAUUGGACUCCCCCUCCCUAUCUCCAUUUUUAACCUCCUAAAAUACUCUCCAAUGUAAGAAAUUAAGAGUCCAAAAUCUCCAUUUUUAGCAUUUUAGACGCCUAAUGCCUUAUCACUACAAAUGGUCUUACAAAUUUGAAAACAAGUGUUUAAGGCAUAAGUGCAUAACAUCACUUUUACCCCAAAUUUGUAAGUUUUUUUUGUACUGGUAACUUUGUUCCUCUAAAAUAUCCUGACCAAACGGAUUGCAGGAAGCUACCUCAUCGGCCUCCGCAUAUCACUCCAGCAAAUAAGAAGGAUUGAUACUCCGUAUAUCGGUAAGUGAAAAUGAGUUAUGCUUCAGCCAUAUUUUCACAAUUUCUGCAACCGGGAUUGUGUCCCUACUCUCCCAGCCGGCGUAGUUUUAGUUCAAGAAUCCCAGGGGCUGUUUCUGUCCUCAAAUCAUAUAUUCCUGUGAGCGGGGUUGAUGAAGACUAUGUUUUGAGAGACUUCUUGAAGGAGAGAAAGUUGAAUGGAGACUUCAUAGCUAGAAUUUCUGAUAAAAUUUGGCUAAGAGACGUUGCUAACGUUGAAUAUACAGAACCUGAGACUGGACCGACAAAUAACGUUCAGCUAUUGGAGGAGGAUUUAGGGGAAGGAAAUGAAGGUGGGUUUUUGAAAUUUAAGAGCACCAGAGCAUGGCUCCUAGGUGAGGCCUCACCACCUGUUAAUAAGAAGAGAACCUUUAAGGAGCUACAAGAUGAUAGUGACAGACGGAAAAUGCUGAACUUUCUCAGAUAUGAAGCUCUGAAGAGGGACUUGCUAUUUUUAACUGUCAGCAUUGGGACUGCUUGUGGUGGAUAUUGCCUCCUAGCUUUUUCACCAGAGGCUGCUCUAAGCUACACAACAGGAGUGUUUUUCAGUUGCAUGUACUUACAACUGCUAUGCCGGCAUGUGGAUAUGCUCACAAGGGAAAUGGUUCCAGAAAUAUUCAUGAAAAAGAAAGAGAAGAAAAUUGGAAUUAGAAGUCAAGACUUUAAGGAUUUGUUUGAGAGAACAGUUAAGGGUAGUGGCAUUGCUCUUUCAUCCACCAGACUUGUUAUUCCUGCAGCAAUAUAUGGAUUAUGGGAGUUAUCUCAGCAUUCUAACCACGUUCUUUUUGACUUCCAGCUGGUGCCUGCAGUUUUAGGGCUAUUCGUGUACAAAGCUGCUGCUCUAGUGCAAGUCUACAGAGACAAUGAUGACCUUCAAUUUGUUUUUCCGGAGAACGAAGAAGUGUCUGACAACUGAGGAAGAUGUUCAUUGGCAUUUGCUCUUUUCAUGGUAUUAGACGUUUUCUAGUUCCACCUGAUGGGUUUAGACUAAGAGGCCUGACUAACCAAUGCGCAUCUGAGUUGAGGUUGAGCCCAUUGCUCAGCCUUGGGAAUAGCCCUUAAUGACCGAUGUUGAGCCCAGCUCUCGUCCUAUGAAGAGACUGUUGCUUGCUUUCUAUUCACAAUGUCUGGGUAUUCAUUCUGGCAAUGAUUCGGGCAUUCUGCUUGACGCACACCAGUCUCGGCGUGUCAUUAUGCAUGAAUUAGUGCAAGAAUAAUAUGAAGGUAGUCACUGACUUUCUUUUUUUUACUAAUGCAAACAUUGAUGGUGAGCCAUUUGAAGACUUUCUUGUGGUUAACUACUGUGAGUUGUGACUGGUUUCAUCUGUAAAUUUCAUUCAUUAUCCGGCUACUUCGUAAUUUGCAACUUAUAAAAAUUCCGGAGAUGGCACCUUAUGAUUUAAGGAAUUGAGAAGAUCAUUUUGGGAUGGUUAAAAAAGGAAAGCAGGAAGAUCUAAGCGGGACGGAGGGAGUAUAUUGUUGGUAUUUUAAUAGGUUCACAUGUUAAUAUUAAAAUGUUUUAACUUGGAUUUAUUUCAGUUCCAGAUCAGACUAGAAUAGAUCAGACUAGAUCAUAAAAAUCCAGUUCAAUUAUAAGCAUCUCACCCAUUGCCGAGUUGGUAUUGCAAGAGAGUGUUAUUAUAUAGAUGGGGAACGAUUGUUCGAAUCCUAGUCAAGUCGGUAUUUGUUUUUAUAAAAUUUAUAAAAUUUUGUUA
Molecule: messenger RNA, 2069 nt
Organism: Cuscuta epithymum
Lineage: Eukaryota; Viridiplantae; Streptophyta; Magnoliopsida; Solanales; Convolvulaceae
Source: the annotation of a GenBank genome assembly